Molecule: messenger RNA, 465 nt
Organism: Ascoidea rubescens DSM 1968
Lineage: Eukaryota; Fungi; Ascomycota; Saccharomycetes; Ascoideales; Ascoideaceae
Exons: 1
Coding region: 1-465 (154 amino acids)
Source: RefSeq, a predicted model, not a curated record
AUGUUAAUUGUUAAAAAAUGGAACUAUUUGAAAAAUUUAAAUGACAAUUGGCUACUAUCUCUACCAAAACCUUUAACAACUAUUGCAAUAGUCAAUGAAAAAAAAAAUCAACUAUUAAAUUCAAAAUUCCCUGUUAUACUAUAUAAUACUAAUGUUGGUGCUUUGGCAUCAAUUUAUCAUCAUUUAAAUUCAAUUUUAUUACAAUCUUUUUUACUUUCAACAGGUAAUCUCAGCAUCAGUGUUAGCAUAGGUGAAAACCAACUGUUUAACUCCAUCAUGAAUUAUAUUAUCAUCCAUUCAAAGCAAAUUGUUGGAAUAAUAAAAUCAAAUGAAAAAUCAAUAUGGCCACCUUCAAUACUAGCAUUAAAAACUGCUGCACUAUACUUGAAUGAUCCAAAAGAACAAAAUGAAGUUUAUAAUUUAUCGUUAAAAAUACAAAACCAUACAGGGAUAAGGAUAUUAUAA